Messenger RNA from Candidula unifasciata, 945 nucleotides. NCBI's taxonomy places the organism in Eukaryota, Metazoa, Mollusca, Gastropoda, Stylommatophora, Geomitridae. The record is from the annotation of a GenBank genome assembly.
UCUCUUGACCUGACAAACCUUCAGUCUCUUGACCAAACAAACCUUCAGUCUCUUGAGCAAACAAACCUUCCGUCUCUUGAGCAAACAAACCUUCAGUCUCUUGAGCAAACAAACCUUCAGUCUCUUGACCCAACAAAUUUUCAGUCUCUUGAGCAAACAAACCUUCCGUCUCUUGAGCAAACAAACCUUUGGCCCCUUGAGCAAUCAAACCUUCCGCUUCUUAAGCAAACAAACCUUCCGCCUCUUGAGCAAACAAACCUUCCACCCCUUGAGCAAACAAACCUUCCACCCCUUGAGCAAACAAACCUUCCGCCCCUUGAGCAAACAAACCUUCUGCCCCUCGAGCAAACAAACCUUCAGUCUCUUGAGCAAACAAACCUUCCGCCCCUUGAGCAAACAAACCUUCCGCCCCUUGAGCAAACAAACCUUUCGCCCCUUGAGCAAACAAACCUUCCACCCCUUGAGCAAACAAACCUUCCGCAACUUGAGCUAACAAACCUUCAGUCUCUUGAGCAAACAAACUUUUCACCCCUUGAGCAAACAAACCUUUCGCCUCUUGAGCAAACAAACCUUCAGUCUCUUGAGCAAACAAACCUUCCGCCCCUUGAGCAAACAAACCUUCCGCCCCUUGAGCAAACAAACCUUUCGUCCCUUGAGCAAACAAACCUUCCGCCUCUUGAGCAAACAAACCUUCGGUCUCUUGAGCAAAGAAACCUUCAGUCUCUUGACCUGACAAACCUUCAGUCUCUUGAGCAAACAAACCUUCAGUCUCUUGAGCAAAGAAACCUUCGGUCUCUCGACCAGACAAACCUUCAGUCUCUUGAGCAAACAAACCUUUGGUCUUUUGAGCAAACAAACCUUCAGUCUUUUGAGCAACAAACCGUCAGUCUUUUGAGCAAACAAACCUUCGGUCCCUUGAUCACAGCCCAGACUUGUAAUAUAUAA